Messenger RNA from Haliotis rufescens (red abalone), 2589 nucleotides. Its product is annotated as zinc finger and SCAN domain-containing protein 2-like. Gene Ontology annotation, molecular function: DNA-binding transcription activator activity, RNA polymerase II-specific; RNA polymerase II cis-regulatory region sequence-specific DNA binding. Gene Ontology annotation, cellular component: nucleus. Lineage: Eukaryota; Metazoa; Mollusca; Gastropoda; Lepetellida; Haliotidae. Gene Ontology annotation, biological process: regulation of transcription by RNA polymerase II. The coding region runs from base 324 to 2399 and encodes 691 amino acids. The transcript has 10 exons. The record is from RefSeq and is a predicted model, not a curated record.
GCAAGGAACAUGCCCCUUGAAUCAGUGAAAAAAACAGGUGUUUUGUCAACCUAGAAGAACGUUAAAAACGUCGCGUUUGUACAUAUCAUUAUUUUGUUUCCACUGUUUUCCACGAAUGAGAGUCAAGAGUAAUUCAAAUUAAGAGUUGGAUAACCAAUCUAACGCUGCGGUAACCGUAUCAGCAAAUCUUCAUCGCACGUUAAAUGCUUCAGCAAGUGCAUAUGUCCUAAGUUCUAGAAACUACAACUACAGUAAAGUCAGAACCAGGGACAACAGAUUAUAAAAUCAUUGACCAUGACGAUGCAGGUGAAGACACCAGACAGAUGGACACUGCUUUUCCUCAAGGGGAGACAACUCAGAGCACAUGCAUCCAAACAGCUGAAAUUGGUACAGAGACUUCAGGCAACAUGAGUCACGAGACCCUGGAGUUGACCAGUGACGAGGCCCGUGAUAUUGAGGACAUGUUGACUGAGAGAGAAGAUGAUGAUGAUGAGGUCACCAUUUUACCAACUGAUCCCCAGAAUAGCUUCCGUGUCCUCAUGGAGGUUGGGGUGCAGGCCAAUGACUAUGACAUAGAGCGGAGGUCAGGCAGGCUGCCGGCCAGACAGAGGAUCAUCCCAGCCAAAUUUAGGGACUUCAAGAAUCCUGUGAACAUCGAUGAGGACACAGAUGACUCUGACUUUGAUCCAGACACGGAGCUGGUUCCACUCAAGAAAAAGUCAACAGGCAAAAGAGGGCGGCCCAGGAAGACUGCAAGUGAUCAACCAACAGCACCUGAUGUUAAAGAAGACAGUAUUGAGGCCCUUGGGAGAAUCAUCCGAACUUCUACAGGCUUCAAGUGUCCUCGAUGUGGCAAGACCUUCACUCAGAAAGGAAAUUUGAAAGUGCACAUGUGGACACAUACAACAGCCAGGCCAUUUGCAUGUGAUUAUGAAGAUUGUGGCAAGAGUUAUCGUAGCAACGAGAGCCUCCGGAGACACAAACUAGUUCAUAUGGGUAUCAAGCCGUUCGAAUGCACAGAUUGCAGUAAGAAGUUCUCAAGCAGUGUGACUCUGAAGGAACACAUGACAAUCCACAGCAACACCAAGCCCUACAUGUGUGAGGUGUGCAACAGAUCCUUCCGCCAAGUCAGCUGCUUCCGGCGCCACCUCAUCACUCACACCAACAACACACCAUUCGCCUGCCAGAUAUGUACCCGCCGCUUCUCACAGAUGGUCUACCUCAGAUCACACAUGAAGAUGCACACAGGUGAACGCCCUUUCCAAUGUGACAAGUGUUCCAAAGCUUUCGCUCAUCAAUCAGACUUGGCCAGACAUAAGAUCAUACAUACAGGUGUGAAGCCCUAUGAAUGUGAAGUGUGUUCUGCCAAAUUCAGUGAUCCAUCAAGUAGACGUAGACAUUUCCGUGAACACAUGAGCACAAAGCCCUUUGAGUGUGCUCUAUGUGGAGAGAAAUUCAAGAGACAGAAUCAGAUCCGAGUGCACAUGUCUCGGUGGCAUGGUGGCCAGGUCAAACAGGGUGAGCAGGUGACCAUGGCUGGUGGUCAUCACUUGGUUGACCCGUCUGACACCACCGUUGUCAACAUCAUGAUGCCAGGGACUCAAAAGAAAUCUGCAGGACAGAUUGAUGUGGAAGCUCUGGCCAAUCAGAGGAAGAUUGUCAGUCUCAUUCAGAAUCUGAACACUGGAUUUGUUGUGCAGGAAGUUGAAAUUGCUUCUCCAUCCAAUCAGGGCGGAGGAGACAAGGACCAAUCAGAAACUGAAACAGAGAUUGGCCCACAGAAUGAACAGAAUCAAAUAGAGAUCCCUCUCAGUGAUUUGCCAUUGAUUCAAUCUGAGAAUGGGAAUGUUGAAAAGACUGUUAUUGCCAUUGCAGAGGUACAGGAAGAUGGGAAGGGAGACAAUGGAGCACUCCCUGUGGAGACUGCAUACCAGAUUAUACAGGAGUUGGCCGAGGGUAAUGAUGAGCAACAGAUAUAUGAGAUUCAGUAUCAGACAGCAGACAAUCAACUGGAGACUAGUAUUGUUCAGUUAGAUAACAGACCGUCAAAUGUUGCCACGGUUGCGAUGAGUGAGCAAGACAUGGCUGCUGCCACUCUCUCAGCUGCCACCACCGAUGGUGUGGAUUAUGUGAAAGACCCUGACUUUGCCAGCCAGGAAUACUUCAACUGGUUGUCUAACUUCACCGAGCUGUGUAAAGUGCUCAAGAUUCCACUAAGUCAAGUUCUGUUUCAGAAGAUCAGUCAGGUGCAUAAAUCAAUAACAGAUUUCAUGGCAAUGCCAUCAGGUGUUCUCAAUGAUAAAGAAAAUUUUAGAGUUUUAAUGAGUAUUUCUAAAGACUUAAAUAAUAUCAUUUCUAAUCACCUUGCCUAUGUGAUGGAAAAUAUUGACUCAUGUUAGGUACUGCCAUAAUCCUUCAAAGAUCCUUGAUUUUGCCAUCUCUUCCGGCUCAGUGUACACCAGAUGAAAUACUUGGUUGGAAUGGUUAGUUGUCCCUACAGAACUGGCUAUUUAUUUGUAUCAACUUGAAACUGAUAUUUAUUUCAGAAUUGUAGAUAACAUAAACACAAAAUAAAUUGUUUGUUUUGUA